AUGAAUCGCGGAGACACAGCUUGGAUUGGCUCAAUUCCAACGGGUCUCCUCAGUAUGGUAGCCCCAGUGGCAGGGAUCCUCACGGACAAAUAUGACUGUCGUGCUGUUACGAUAAGUGGAGCUGUCAUUGCUUCUUCAGGAUUUGUGAUCAGCUCGUUUGCAACAAGUAUUGACUACCUCUAUAUCAGUUAUGGAGUUUUAGUAGGAAUUGGUCUGGGUCUGAUGCUCUUACCAUCCAAGGUGAUAGUAAACCAGUACAUGAAGAAACGUCGAGCUCUGGCUAAUGGUAUAUGUUCCUCGGGAUCUGGCGCUGGAACGAUUGCCUUCUCAGCAAUGUUCCGAGCUCUCAGAACUGCCUACGGCUUAAGCGGCAUGUUUCUCAUCUCUGGAGCGGUUGUAUUAAAUGCAGCAGUUUGUGGAUAUUUGUAUCGUCCCAAGAAACAAAGAAAGAGAGCCUUAUCACCUGCACCUGAAGGUGCUUCUGAACUACAAAGUAAAGACAAAGUAUGCUGCAAGAUUAGUCCAAUCCAGGGAUACACACACCUGCUCCACAAUAUCCAGUACUGUCUGUUCAUAUUAUGCAAUGCCCUAUCUACAAUUGGCAUUUUCGUUCCUUUCGCACAUCUUCCAAGGCGAGCACGUGACUUACAAGUUCCUGAACACCAGGUGGCGUGGUUGUUGCCAAUGAUUGGUUUUGCCAGUGUCCCAGGACGACUGUUCUUCGGUUGGAUUGGGGAUUUCAGUUGUGUCAAUAUCAGGGUUUUAUGGGCGUGGUCUAAUAUACUGUGCGGUCUGUGUGUGAUUGUGUGUCCUUUCUUGAGAUCAUUUCCAUUGCUAAUGGGAUUCGCUGCGAUAUUUGGUCCUUUAUCAGGCAUUUGGACGGGGUUGAAGACAGUUGCUCUGGUAGAUGUGGUGGGUCUUGAAAACCUGGGCAAAGCCCUGGGUCUGAUGAUGUUUCUACAAGGAUUGUCUGGCUUCAUAAGUUCCCCGCUAGCAGGCUGGUUGUACGACGUCACGGGGACAUACACAGCGUCCUUCUACACAGCCGGGGCCUUGUGUAUAUGCGGUGGUAUUAUGGUUUUGUCGCAAAUGAAACUUCGAAAUGUAUGUAAACAGAGAGGACCAGAUUGA
Messenger RNA from Haliotis rufescens (red abalone), 1131 nucleotides. RefSeq names its product monocarboxylate transporter 12-like. The record is from RefSeq and is a predicted model, not a curated record. The transcript has 6 exons. Lineage: Eukaryota; Metazoa; Mollusca; Gastropoda; Lepetellida; Haliotidae. Gene Ontology annotation, biological process: lipid metabolic process; transmembrane transport; monocarboxylic acid transport. Gene Ontology annotation, molecular function: phosphatidylinositol-4,5-bisphosphate phospholipase C activity; monocarboxylic acid transmembrane transporter activity. The coding region runs from base 1 to 1131 and encodes 376 amino acids.